Messenger RNA from Camponotus floridanus (Florida carpenter ant), 1306 nucleotides. Its product is annotated as carbohydrate sulfotransferase 11. Gene Ontology annotation, cellular component: membrane. The record is from RefSeq and is a predicted model, not a curated record. The coding region runs from base 99 to 1241 and encodes 380 amino acids. Gene Ontology annotation, biological process: carbohydrate biosynthetic process. NCBI's taxonomy places the organism in Eukaryota, Metazoa, Arthropoda, Insecta, Hymenoptera, Formicidae. Gene Ontology annotation, molecular function: sulfotransferase activity. The transcript has 5 exons.
AUGUAUAAAUAUAUCUAUUCUUCUUCAAAGUUUAUAUAUAAUUGUGUCAUGGAUUUUAAAUCGUUUUGAUGAGUUUUUGAGUCAAGAUUAUUUUGCGUAUGCUGUUAAACUGUUUAAUUGAUUGUUUAUAUUUAAUUGUUCAAUUAAUAAUGUCAGGUAAAGUGCAAAUUUUCAAGUGGGGUUUGCGUGUUGUGUUCUGUCUUGUUAUCUUCUUAGUUUUAAUCAAUAUGAAAAGAAGUUUUAACUUGAAAGAAGAAGACAAUCUGAUAGCGACCGAACGUCAGGUGCGAACACAUAGAUACUUGAUUCCAGACAGGGUAAUCAAGAAGAAUAGUAUCGAAACGGAGAUUGAUAUGUUGCAGAUGGACGCAUUGAAGGGUGAAAUGAUCGAUCUAGAGAAGAGCGCGAGUCUGCUGAAACAGAUGUCAAACGUUUGUGCAAAGUACAACUUGAAGACUCCUCUUGUCAAAAGGCAUUUUUUAUACAACGCCCAACACAGAUCGUUAUAUUGUUGGAUUCGCAAGAUUGCAUCCACCAGCUUCACCAAAUUAUUCUCCGACAUGAGCAACCGUCGAGUCAGCCACAAUUUUUACAAAGAAGUGGACUUUUUGUCGCCAAAGAGUUUGAGAGAUCUCCAAUAUCUUGCUACCAACAAUACUGUCUUUAAAUUGCUCAUCGUCAGACAUCCGUUUCAACGGCUAGUCUCAUCCUAUAGAGACCGCAUCGAAGACAAUAGCAGAUAUACCGCACAAUCUUGGCUCUACGCUCGUCAAAUUCUUUAUCUUUCAAGACCGGAACUCUUUCGUCUCAACGUGACAGGUGACAACAUCCUACAGAGGAUAUUUUUGACAAAUAGAAGAUUAAAAGUGGUGCCCAGCUUCCGAGAAUUCCUGGUAUGGUUGUUGGAGCAACCUCCAAAUUUCGACGAUCACUGGUCUCAGUACCAUACUCAUUGCGCAGUCUGCAAUACGAGCUACAAUUUCAUCCUGAAACUAGAUGAAUACACUUUCGGGGAGGUCAAUUACGUUCUGUCGAAGCUGAAAUUGGACAAAAGUAAAGUCUACUUGCCUAAGCUGCAGCGCACUCGUGCUGGUAUCACAAACUUUGACAUAACAUGCAAGUAUUUUCAUAAUCUGACGACCGAUAUGAUUCUGCGGCUGUAUGAAAGGUACAAAGUGGACUUUGAGAUGUAUAAUUAUAAAGUAGACAAGUAUUUGCCUUGUGCUAAGAGAAAAAAUUAAUUCCGAUUUGACAAGAUAAUUAUAAAGCAACGAUAUAAUGCUCAAAAUAAAAAAUUCUUUUAAUA